Messenger RNA from Sphaeramia orbicularis (orbiculate cardinalfish), 2816 nucleotides. Its product is annotated as sialidase-3. Bases 374 to 1609 code for a protein of 411 amino acids. The record is from RefSeq and is a predicted model, not a curated record. Gene Ontology annotation, cellular component: cytoplasm; membrane; intracellular membrane-bounded organelle. The transcript has 3 exons. Gene Ontology annotation, biological process: ganglioside catabolic process; oligosaccharide catabolic process. NCBI's taxonomy places the organism in Eukaryota, Metazoa, Chordata, Actinopteri, Kurtiformes, Apogonidae. Gene Ontology annotation, molecular function: exo-alpha-sialidase activity.
CGUGAUACUGCAGAGACAAGUUGCUUUCAUUAUUUAUUUUCUUUAGGGUCGCUAGCUUCCUUCACUGUUACCUCUCUGUGUUUCUGUUAGGGGAAAAGGUGAGAAAAUGUGAUACCAAGCCGAGUCCCAGGAGGAGCUCUCGUUAAACCGGUUUUUUUUUUUUUCGUCCUGACGCUUUAAGGUGAACGCGGAAGUGAGUGUGAGCUCCUCUCUCGUUUCAAUGCCAUCUUCGUUUUCUGAUGAACCCAUAGCCUCAGUAUCGUGAACAUCUUAGUCUCUGCUUUGGUGUGAAAUUAGGUGAUAUAAUGACGUUCUUGCACAGAUUAACGGUGACAAUUGUGACGAGUGCCAAAUAAAGGAGCUCAGAUCCACCAUGGGAAACACAACGUCAAAGAGUGGCAGUGGAGAGGAACCAGUCAAAACAACUUUAUUUGAGCAGGAGCCAAGUGGUGUAACAUACAGAAUCCCUGCUCUCAUUUAUCUGAGACACAUCCACACAUUCCUCGCCUUUGCAGAGAAAAGGUCCUCACCCUAUGACCACGAUGCCAAGAUUCUGGUUAUGAGAAGAGGAACCCUAAAGGAUGAUGGAACUGUUCAGUGGUCGUCCUGCCAGGAGCUGACUGCAGCCGUUCUACCAAACCAUCGCACUAUGAAUCCCUGUCCUGUGUAUGAGAAAAACAGCAAAAUAUUGUUUUUAUUUUUUGUCAGCAUCUUGGGAAACACCACAGAAUGUAGGCAGAUCAUCACAGGUAAGAACAAAGCACGUCUGUGUUAUGUUAGCAGCAGCGAUGACGGCCAAACCUGGAGUGACGUGAAAGACUUAACAGAGAGCGUCAUAGGGGAAACUAUUCACAAGUGGGCCACAUUUGCUGUGGGUCCAGGCCACGGCGUUCAGCUGGAGAAUGGAAGAUUGAUCAUCCCAGCUUACGCCUAUUAUGUCCCUUACAGAUGGUGUUCCUUCCCCAUUCCUUUUACAGUCUACCCACGUGCACUGUCAAUAUACAGCGAGGACUUUGGCCAGACGUGGCACAUAGGUAAGAUGCUCAGAAAAAAGUCUUGCGAAUGUGAAAUGGCAGAGAUUAUUGACCACGAGGGUAGAAGUCAUCUUUAUUGUAAUGCUCGUAACACCAGAGGUCACAGGUGCGAGGCCCUGAGUGAAAAUAGUGGCGUCUACUUCGACAAACCUCACGUGGCCCCAGAGCUCGUCGAACCGUCGCCGUCAGGCUGUCAGGGCAGUGUCAUUGGCUUUCCCGCUCCAGAGUUUGUUCCAAACGAUGACGCUGAAAGCAAAGCUUGCGGCACUUCGCUCCUGUCACCAGACACGCAAACCUGGCUCCUCUUCAUGCACCCAACAAGAAAGUCCAGUCGAAGGGACAUGGGUGUUUAUUUAAACCGAUCCCCACUGCACUCCUCGGGAUGGGACAGGCCCAGGAUUAUCCACAAUGGCCCGAGCGGCUACUCAGAUCUGGCCUACAACGGGGACAAGGAUCAGUUUUCAGGCCUAAUGGAGUGUGGAAAAGAAAGUGAACUUGAGCAGAUUGCAUUCAUCUCCUUCACCCUCAACGAUGUCAUGCAGACAGGCAGUAAGAAAGAGAAGAGGAUGCACUGAGGUGUUGCUUUCUUUAUGUAUUAACAUUAAAUUAAGCUCCCUAACAUUCUCCCGCAAAGUGAAAAGUCCAAGCAAAAGCCACUAAGUAUCCUGUGCAGUGAAGUCUACACUAAACAUCUGUCUGUGUAUUCUGUUGUUCUCCAUCAUGGAGAUGAUAAUGUAUGCAUGAGUUGUGCGUGUUGUUGUCUCUGUUCACAUGAAAAGUAAUUUGAGUCUUAAUAGUAUUAAUAUGCAACCAGCUGUGUAAAGAAAGACACUAUUUUUAAUUGGUUGGAUGGCUGAUUUUUAGCAUGCUGUGCUAGACUGUCUAUUGUAAAACAGGCUUUGUGGGUAGCACGUUUGACAAAUGCUUCAUUCUCAUUUCUGCCUCUUAUAAAACUGUCCCGCAUUUUAUCCGAGCAGUGGAGAAAAUCUGACUACCUCUUUUUAUUUUCAUAUUAAGAUCAUAGCAGGCCUUGUAAAGUAGAGCAUCGAGUUCCCUCCAUGCUCAGUCUUAACCUUUACAUUAAGUACAUUUAGUACUCAGAUUCACAUAUGCCUUCUACUCCACUGUUUAAUGUUCAGCCGUGCCACAGCCUGUCAGGCCAUAUGCAUUUCUGUGGGUCAAAUUCUGCCAAAACAGGCAACAAAACCAAACAGAAAAGAAGAACAUUUUCAUUUUUCAUCAGAAAAUGUUUUGUGCCACAUUCCAUUUUUAUUGUUUUGGCCUUAAUCUUUAUUUUUGCCGUCAUUUGGGUUACUGGCUAAUCAAUAAUGAGAAUAACAAUCUUAUUAUAGUCACAUCUGAAGACUUUAGAGACUACAGAGAAGACGGAUUGAUGGUCUCGAAUGAGAGUCAUACAUUUUUUAAGCUUCCAGCUGCCAUGUUAACAUAUUCUUUUUGUCUCGGUGUGUUUACUGACCAGCCAAAUGCUAGGCCUUCUGUUUUUCUGACAUAGUUAAUUAUUAAUUUUCAAAGUGCAGUAUAAUUACCAGGUGAGAGUGUUUAGCAGAUUGUGAAGAAGUAAAAGCAUGUGAAAGCAGAAGAAGUUCUAUUUAUACUAGAAAUUUGCACACAUAAAACUUGUACUGAGUGACUUUGACAUCCGUUUUUGCCUAAUGUCGUGAGGCAAAAUGACACUAGUUUCAUUGUGUGUUUGUUGUGGAAAGUAACAGAAUCUGCAUGAAAUAUGUAUUUUAGUAGAAAAUAAAAGUAAUCUGUGAUCAU